Molecule: messenger RNA, 426 nt
Organism: Arabis nemorensis
Lineage: Eukaryota; Viridiplantae; Streptophyta; Magnoliopsida; Brassicales; Brassicaceae
Source: the annotation of a GenBank genome assembly
AUGGCUCGAUCAUCUGGACACGUUUCUUAUGUUGCUGCUACGGUUCCAAUGGCUAUAUUCAUGACGGUCUUGUGCUUAUUACUAGCAACCGACAUGACCCAUGCCUGGAGGCGCCCGGCCACCUACUAUCUCGGAGGCAAGGACGGUUGGGACCCGGUUAUUCCAAUGGACUCUUGGACAAGAGGCAAAACAUUUUACGCUGGUGAUAUCCUCGUAUUCAAAUACGAUGGUCAGGAAAGCAAUUUAUGGGUGGUAAACAGAACCGGUUAUGAAACGUGUACACCGAACGAUGGAGCGAAAGAGUACGAUUCCGGUAAUGAUAGAAUCCGACUUCCUUAUGGUAUGAGCUAUUACAUCGGGGUAUUCUAUCAGCCUGAUUGUUCCGCCGGUUUGAAGAUGGCCGUAAAAGCAUUAGCUCCAAAGUAA